Molecule: messenger RNA, 1650 nt
Organism: Chrysemys picta bellii (western painted turtle)
Lineage: Eukaryota; Metazoa; Chordata; Testudines; Emydidae
Source: RefSeq, a predicted model, not a curated record
GCCUGUCCCGGACUGACGCCCCAGCCAUGGGCAGAGUCCUGCUGCCACAGCAGGACCUCGGGAAAGAGGUGCUCUCACCUCAGGGCCCCCUCUGGAGAGCAGGGGGUCCUGCCACGCUGAGGGUCCUGCUCCUCGCCCUGCUCUGGAGGGGGUCUCUGUCCCAGGAGUCUGGUUAUUCCCUGAAGGUGCUGCAGUCGGUGUCGGUGCAGUGCGGUCUCUGCGUUCUCGUCCCCUGCACCUUCACGUACCCAGGCUCGUCUGACACUGACCAUCCCCAGGCUCGUCUCUACGGAUACUGGUUCAAGGAUCAGGUCAAUGUGGGCUAUGAUCCCCCCGUGGCCAGCAGUGACCCCAGCCGGGAAGUGUCGCAGGAGACCCAGGGCCGGUUCCGACUGGUGGGGAAUCCAGGGCUUGGUGACUGCUCCCUGCAAAUCAGCGACAUGCAAUGGAGGGACAGAGGGAAAUAUUUCUUUAGAGUUGAGGGAGACUUUAAAUACAGUUACCGCUCCAAUUACUAUCGCACUCACCCUAUUCUCACGAUCUCCGUGUCAGGGCUGACAGAGAAGCCAGAGAUCCAGAUCUCACCGGUGUGGGGGUUUCCAGGGACGCUGCUGCCCGGGGAGCCGGUGACUAUGACGUGCACGGCCCCCGGGCGAUGCUCCGGGCCCCCUCCCCAAGUCACCUGGACGGGACCGUUCAGCAACACAGCCCGGAAUGUCUCAGCCCAGCUGGCAAAUGGCACCUGGGCCCACAGCUCCGCUCUGAGCUUCAUGCCCACCUCGGUUGACCACGGCAAAGAGCUCAUCUGCAGAGUCACCUUUAACCCAGAAUGGGGACCUGUCACCAGCAGAACCAUCAAGCUCUGCGUCGGCUACCUGCCUGGGCCCCUCAGCAUCACCGGUACCCUGACCAGGAAUGGACGCCCCGAUGUGUGGAAAGCUGAGGGCGACGCGAUGUCUCUACUGACCCACGAGGGCGACUCCCUGACCCUGAGCUGUGAGGCUGGGAGCAGAAUCGAGGCCACCCUGAGCUGGGCCAAGGGGAACAAGUCCCUGAGCUCCGGCCAGGGAGGGGCCGGGCACCUGGAGCUGUUGAAUCUCAGCAGAGGGGACGCUGGGGAGUAUCGGUGUUGGGCAAAGAAUUCCUACGACAGCCCCCGGCCGGGGACCAGGCUGAACUCGUCCUGCCAGCACCAGGGGACCAGCGUCAGCUGCAGCUGCUCCCUGCGCUCCCACCCCGCACCCCAGCUUCAGUGGCAAGUGGACGGGAAGCCCCUGGCUGGGAAUGGCUCAUGGGGGGCCCUGCAGGUCAGCUCCUGGGCCCAGGGGGAUGAGGCUGUCAGCACCCUAAGCUGGACGGGGAGCAGGAACAGAGGCCCCCAGAUCUUCUGCCUCGGCUCCAACCCCCACGGGACCUACGCCGCCCUGCACUUUGACUUCAGUCCCCCGCAGAGAGGUGCGGAGGAGCCUGGCAAGCUGCUGGGCAUGGGGGUGGCCUGUGGUCUGGGGAUCGCUGUCGGUGUCUUCCUUCUCGGGCUCUGUGUGCACAAGCUGCAAGGCCGGGAGCCGUCACCCCCCAGCAGUAAGCUCAGGGAGAUGGCUAAUGAGAGCCAGGCCGAGCACACAGCCGACGAGGCCAGCCUGAUCUACA